This is a messenger RNA of Saccostrea echinata, 2154 nucleotides long. RefSeq names its product ciliogenesis-associated TTC17-interacting protein-like. The transcript is spliced from 10 exons. Gene Ontology annotation, biological process: actin filament polymerization; cilium organization. NCBI's taxonomy places the organism in Eukaryota, Metazoa, Mollusca, Bivalvia, Ostreida, Ostreidae. The record is from RefSeq and is a predicted model, not a curated record. The coding region runs from base 92 to 1270 and encodes 392 amino acids.
CCAUAGUGAUUUUUGACAAGUGCUUCGAAGUUUAGUUUGAUGGUAAAAUAUCGUAAAAUUCGGUAAAGGAACUUGUUCAAGUUGUGCAGUCAUGAGUGCCGUUACCACGGCAACGAGUGUGAGUACUUCAGACCCAGGAUCUGUGAUAACUGGUCGUCAGCCACCAGAGCAAGUUCCAGAGGAAAUUCCCACAGUCAGCGAGGAAGCUGUCAAGUUUGUGCAAAGCAUAGUUCCAGAGGAUGACUAUAAAUACUUGAUGUUUGAUGACCACCUGGUCACAGUGUCAGACACAGGCAAAGAGCUUGGGGAGUUCAGUAUUUCUGUAGAACCCACACGAUACAAACAGACAGACUGUUUCCUUAUCCAUGCCAACAGUCACGGCUCAAUUGACGGCGUCCCAUGUGGAACUUCCAUAACUGCGUAUGUAGGUCAGAACCUGGAGACCAUAGAACAGCAGCACCAUGAAUAUGUCAAGCUUGAAAAUUGUCCUUUAGAUAGAAAAACAUUUAUAGUGAAGCAACCAGACAACUACAUUGUAAACAGAGUGAUUACACAAGGAGAGGAUGUACAGAGAUCGUCAAAAACAUUUGACCACAAUCAGAUGAAGGGCUUUAUUUCUGAGGGAUCUAACUUACUUCUACACCGACUAUUAAUAGAAAAGGGAAUUCCUGACAAUAUGCAGUUCCUGUCUUUUGACUCGGAUACCAAUUUGUGUUCUGUGAUAUAUAGGCCAUUAGAGGACCGCACACAGACAGUUGGUACAACAGAAAUCCGAGUGUUUGGGGUCGAGCGGACAAUCAACUCCUUCGCUGAUCUCCCAACAACAUGGCAGUCCUAUUUCAUGCAGGACUGUCACAUGACAAACAGGGUUCAAGUGGGUUCACCUGUGACCAUGAAGUUGACAUCUGUUCCACAUCUUAUUGAAAGAGAUGAGGAGCCCCCUAAGCCAGUGUUCGAGAAGAAAGAGCUAAAUUGGGAAGAUGACAUGCAGUUAUACUCAAAGUUUCUGGACAGAAAGGAGGAAUUAAAAGGAGACCAUACCACAUACAUGCGCUCACACCCAGAGCUCAAAAACCUACUGGCCGACUUCCUCCAAUUCCUGUUGCUCAGGAAACCUGAUGAUGUUGUUCAGUUUGCUGCAGAGUAUUUCUCAUCCUUUUCUGCCUCCAUGCCAUCUUUGACACCUUACUUGGCAUCUAAUGCACCAACGCCAUUUCCCGCGAGUCGAACAAAUACCAAAAUUGACCAGCUGAGAGCUCCAACCAGAUAAAAAAGAAGACAUUAUUGAAUUCUAGAUAACUCAUAGUGUGUAUGAAAGAUUUGGAAAUAAGUUCCGAUACAAUCUGUAUACCACAAGCAAUCAUUUUUUACAUUAAUUUUAUAAGACUAGUAUAGAAUAAAUUGAAAAAUACAUCAAGGUUUGUGUACGGGGUGAAGUAUGCUUGAAAUAUUGAUGGAAAUGCCAUCACAUCUGUGGUAUUAUAACAUUUUUUAAUUUUGAACCUUUAUGUCAGCUCUUUAUUGACUUGUUAAACUGCAGGAGUUAUUAAUAUCAGUCAUUUUUACCUACAGUGUAUCCAAGAAAUCAAUUGUAAAUGAACAACUUAGAAGAAGACAUUCUGAUGUUUUAUAUAUAUGUAUACCUGUAUAGCAAUUAUAAAAUUGCAUGCUCUGUUAGUCUUCAGAAAUGUACAGGAAACCAACUGAUCUGUGAUAUAAGUACAUUGUAUAUAAUUGGUUGCUUACAGCACCAUAUAUAGUUGUAUAGUGUAUAGUGGUUAGGCUUAUACAUGAAUGGUUGAAAAUCUGAGUCCAUAUGACAAUAUUUACACUGAUUAUCUACAUGUAUGUAAGAUUUACAGAUUUUUUUCAUGUUUAUGUUUGAUUUCUAUCAGUUUAGAAAAUUUAAAGAUCUGUUACAUCUUUAAAUAUGUGGAUCUGAUAUUUAAUUGAGUGUUUAAUUGAGGUACAUUAUAUAUUGGUGUACUUAAAAAUUGAUCGAUCUGUUUCUACCGACACUAAAAUACCAUACUGUACAUUUAACUUGUAUUUGUGAAUGUGUCUAUUUUUGCCACCAUUCAGCACUUCAAGAAAUGUUUUAUCAUUAAUUUUGUUGAAAUUGUUAUUACAGUAAAUUUUUACUUUGAAUGAAAA